AUGGAUGACUUGUUGUUGCUGGAGAACCAAGUUCCUUAUCUAGUGCUUUCCACAUUGCUUACUGUUUCCGAAGGCUUAACAGCAGAGGAAACAAAGAACUAUCUAACCAGACUCAUGCUUGCUCCAACCACGAUCGAAGGCCAUCACUUGUUAGACAUGUAUAUAACAGGAACACUAGGGGGAAGAGAAUGCCAGGAACCAAUUAUGGGAGAAGGUGUCGUGAAAGUUUCUGCGGCAGAGCUUACCAGAACAUAUAGAAUAACAUUUAAGCCUGUUGCGACCUACAAGGAUAUAAAGUUUAGCAGAAGAUCUAAAACAGUGAAGCUACCUACCAUUACCAUCAACAAAGGCACAAUAUGUAGAUUCAAUAAUCUGAAAGCUUAUGAAGUACUGGUUGGAGAUACUAGUAAGGAGUUGAUCUCUUACAUACACCUCCUGAAUUUUUUUAUUCUAUCGGUUGAUGAUGUUAACUCGCUCCGUUCCCAACGGAUCAUAGCUAGUUCUUUUGCUAGCGACGAGGCUGUUAUUUCGGUAAUGAAGGAGCUCACGAGGGACACAAUCAGAAUGACAGAUAAUAUAGACGACAAGUCUGCUGUUAUAAUAAAAGAGGUUAUAAAAUAUUAUGAAAACAAAACUAGGGUCUCCGAUAUCUAUUGA
Messenger RNA from Papaver somniferum (opium poppy), 657 nucleotides. Its product is annotated as UPF0481 protein At3g47200-like. Bases 1 to 657 code for a protein of 218 amino acids. The transcript is spliced from 2 exons. Lineage: Eukaryota; Viridiplantae; Streptophyta; Magnoliopsida; Ranunculales; Papaveraceae. The record is from RefSeq and is a predicted model, not a curated record.